Thyridium curvatum is the source of this 1407-nucleotide messenger RNA. RefSeq lists its product as uncharacterized. The coding region runs from base 1 to 1407 and encodes 468 amino acids. The record is from RefSeq and is a predicted model, not a curated record. NCBI's taxonomy places the organism in Eukaryota, Fungi, Ascomycota, Sordariomycetes, Thyridiales, Thyridiaceae. The transcript has 3 exons. Gene Ontology annotation, molecular function: oxidoreductase activity, acting on the CH-OH group of donors, NAD or NADP as acceptor; NAD binding.
AUGGCUCAAGCACAAAACAUCCAGAUCCCUUCCAGGGCAGCUCACCAGAGCUUGAGCGUCUCCGCCUCGCCCACGGCCACCUUCCACUCACCCCCGUCCAGCUUCGGCAUCGGCCCUGACGGCAUCUCUGCAAAGCUCAACACCAAGCCGCUAAAGCCCUUCAACACGACCGACAUCAAGAUCCUGCUGCUUGAGAAUGUCAACAAGAGCGGCCAGGACAUCCUCAAGGGCCAGGGCUACCAGGUCGAGUUCCUCAAGACCUCGCUGCCCGAGGACCAGCUGAUUGAGAAGAUCCGCGACGUUCACGUCAUCGGCAUCCGCUCCAAGACCAAGCUGACGGAGAAGGUCCUUCGCGAGGCCAAGAACCUCCUCGUCAUUGGCUGCUUCUGCAUUGGCACGAACCAGGUCGACCUGGAGUAUGCCGCCAAGCACGGCAUCGCCGUCUUCAACUCCCCCUUUGCCAACUCGCGCAGCGUGGCCGAGCUGGUCAUCGCCGAGAUCAUCACGCUCGCCCGGCAGCUCGGCGACCGCUCCAACGAGAUGCACCGCGGCACCUGGAACAAGGUCAGCGCCAAGUGCUGGGAGAUCCGCGGCAAGACGCUGGGCAUCGUCGGGUACGGCCACAUCGGCUCGCAGCUGUCCGUCCUGGCCGAGGCCAUGGGCAUGUCGGUCAUCUACUACGACAUCGUCACCCUGAUGGCCAUGGGCAAGGCGCAGCAGGUGGCCAGCCUCGAGGAGCUGCUCAACGAGUCCGACUUUGUCACGCUGCACGUGCCGGCGACCCCGGAGACCAAGAACAUGAUCGGCGCCAAGGAGAUCCAGCAGAUGAAGAACGGCGCCUACCUGAUCAACGCCAGCCGCGGCACCGUCGUCGACAUCCCGGCCCUCAUCAACGGCAUGCGCAGCGGCAAGAUCGCCGGCGCGGCCCUCGACGUCUACCCGCACGAGCCGGCGGCCAACGGCGACUACUUUGACGGCACCCUGAACUCCUGGGGCGAGGACCUCCGCAGCCUGAGCAACAUCAUCCUGACCCCUCAUAUCGGUGGUAGCACCGAGGAGGCCCAGCGGGCUAUUGGUGUCGAAGUUGCUGACGCCCUCGUCCGGUACAUCAACUACGGCGUCACCCUGGGCAGCGUCAACAUGCCCGAGGUCAACAUGCGCGCGUGGAGCCUGGACGACCCCAUGCACGCCCGCGUCAUCUACAUCCACAGGAACGUGCCCGGUGUCCUGCGCAAGGUCAACGAGGUCCUUGGCAACCACAACGUCGACAAGCAGAUUAGUGACAGCAGGGGCGAUGUGGCCUACCUGAUGGCUGACAUCAGCGACGUCAAGGACGGCGACCUGAAGGAGAUCUCGGACAGCCUCGAGUCUUUGAGCUCCCGCAUCAUGACGAGGGUGCUGUACUAG